Molecule: messenger RNA, 1216 nt
Organism: Dama dama (fallow deer)
Lineage: Eukaryota; Metazoa; Chordata; Mammalia; Artiodactyla; Cervidae
Product: putative SEC14-like protein 6
Exons: 12
Coding region: 1-1194 (397 amino acids)
Cellular component (GO): cytoplasm
Source: RefSeq, a predicted model, not a curated record
AUGAGCGGGCAAGUAGGUGACCUGAGCCCCUCGCAGGAGAGGGCGCUGGCCCAGUUCCGGGAGAACAUGCAGGAUGUCCUGGCCGUCCUGCCCAGCACCGAUGACUACUUCCUCCUCCGCUGGCUCCGAGCUCGGAGCUUUGACCUGAAGAAAUCAGAGGACAUGCUGCGGAAGCACGUGAAGUUCCGGAAGCAACAAGAUCUGGACAACAUCCUCGCGUGGCAGCCCUCAGAGGUGGUCAGGCUGUAUGAGCCCAGUGGCUUCUGCGGCCACGACAGGGAGGGCAGCCCCGUCUGGUACCGCAUCAUCAGAGGCCUGGAUCUCAAGGGCCUCCUACUCUCCGUCUCCAAACAAGAGAUACUCAGAUUCAACUUCCGGAACCUGGAGCUGCUCCUGCGAGACUGUGAGCAGCAGAGCCAGGAGUUGGGGAAGAAAGUGGAGAAAAUCUCGACUGUUUUUGAUUUCGAGGGGCUGAGCCUGAGGCAUCUGUGGAAGCCAGGAGUGGAGCUUAUCCAGGAGUUUCUCUCGGCACUUGAGGCAAACUACCCUGAGAUUCUGAAGAAUUUAAUUGUUGUGAAAGCCCCCAGGCUCUUCCCGGUGGCCUUCAACCUGAUGAAGCCGUACAUCACUGAGGAGACACGCAGGAAGGUGGUGAUCCUUGGAGGCAACUGGAAGCAAGAGCUGCUGAAAUUCAUCAGCCCCGACCAGCUGCCUAUGGAGUUCGGGGGGACCAUGACCGACCCCGAUGGCAACCCCAAGUGCCUGACCAAGAUCAACUACGGGGGCGACGUGCCCCAGCAUUACUACCUGCGCAACCACGUGAGGGUGCAGUACGACCACCAGGCGACCGUGGGCCGAGGCUCCUCCCUGCAGGUGGACAACGAGAUCCUGUUCCCGGGCUGCGUGCUCAGGUGGCAGUUCGCGUCGGACGGAGGGGACAUCGGCUUCGGGGUUUUCCUGAAGACCAAGAUGGGGGAGCGGCAGCGGGCCGGGGAGAUGACGGAGGUGCUGGCCAGCCAGCGCUACAACGCCCACAUGGUGCCCGAGGACGGGAGCCUCACCUGCACGGAAGCCGGCGUCUACGUCCUGAGGUUUGACAACACCUACAGCCUGAUCUACCCCAAGCACGUCAGCUACACCGUGGAGGUGCUGCUCCCGGACCAAACCUCCCUGGAGAAGAUAGAGAGAUUCUAGACAAGCCUCGCGGUUCCCAUAC